This is a messenger RNA of Dovyalis caffra, 540 nucleotides long. The record is from the annotation of a GenBank genome assembly. Lineage: Eukaryota; Viridiplantae; Streptophyta; Magnoliopsida; Malpighiales; Salicaceae.
AUGAAGAUCCCAUGGUGGGCUGUCUCCUUUGCAUUUGUUGCCCUUGUUGCUGCCUCCUCGUCUCAGGAUCCUCACCUUAGUUCUGCUCGUGUCGUUUUUCAGACAAACUAUGGAGACAUUGAGUUUGGAUUCUAUCCUUCUGUGGCUCCCCAAACCGUAGAUCAUAUUUACAAGCUUGUUCGACUUGGAUGCUAUGACACCAAUCACUUCUUUCGGGUUGAUAAAGGGUUUGUUGCUCAAGUAGCAGAUGUGGUUGGUGGACGAUCUGCUCCAAUGAAUGAAGAGCAAAGAAAGGAAGCGGAGAAGAAUGUUGUUGGUGAAUUCAGUGAUAUCAAACAUGUUAGGGGAAUUCUUUCUAUGGGCAGAUACGAUGAUCCAAACAGUGCACAAUCCUCGUUCUCAAUACUUCUUGGAAAUGCCCCUCAUCUAGAUGGUCAAUAUGCAGUAUUUGGUAAAGUUACCAAAGGCGAUGACACAUUGACUAAGCUUGAGCAACUCCCUACUCAUAAGGAGGGGAUUUUUUUGAUGGUAAAGUAUUGA